Messenger RNA from Crotalus tigris (Tiger rattlesnake), 1399 nucleotides. RefSeq names its product interferon stimulated exonuclease gene 20 like 2 (gene ISG20L2). The coding region runs from base 256 to 1305 and encodes 349 amino acids. Lineage: Eukaryota; Metazoa; Chordata; Lepidosauria; Squamata; Viperidae. The record is from RefSeq and is a predicted model, not a curated record. Gene Ontology annotation, molecular function: nucleic acid binding; 3'-5'-RNA exonuclease activity. Gene Ontology annotation, cellular component: nucleus. The transcript has 4 exons.
GGGCGGGGGGCUUCUGGUGACACGGCGGCGGGGCGGCUGUGAUGCCGGCGGGACCCAUCGAGGUCACAAAGCCGGGCCUGCCGGGCGGGGGGCGCCUCGGGAGCGGCAGGGACUCCCCGUCGGCCUCGCAGCCCGGACGGAGCCGCGCAGGGAGACAUGGCGACACUCCUGCCGCCUCCUGCCGCCGCCGCCGGAGCCCGCUAGAUCGACGCCCGCUGCUCUGCGCUGAGUGGCCGGGUCGCUCCGCCGGGCGCCAUGUCGGACCUGCUGCUCAACCUGGACACGACCCUCCCGCCGCCGACCCCGAGGAGCUCCGCGGGCGGCCAUCGGCACCAGCGCUUCGUCAAGCGCCGCCAGUUCCUGGAGCGCCGCGGCUUCCUGAGGCAGAAGCAGCUGCCCACCCAACCCCCCGCCCUGCCCAGACGGGGCGCUUCGGGGGGCGGCUGCGCGGGGCCCGCUCGGCCCAAGAAGAAGCCUCCGAAGGUGGCAGGGAGGGAGGGCAGCCGAGCCCCACUUGAGGAGGGUCUCCCCGCCCGGCUCAAGACGCUGCCCAAGGAGAGCGCUGCUGCGGGUACCCUGUGCCCCGGAUCCCGGACGGACGGCCCCUCCGCGGCUGCCUCAGCCUCGAAGAGGACGGGGGGCACCGCUGGGAAGCCCAACGGGACCCUCUGCAGCCGGGGAGAUGUCUCCCGAGUCGGCCCGCUGGACGAAAGCAAGGCUGGCCUCCCCGACGUGCCGGUGGUAGCCAAGCCCGGCAAAAUGGUGGCUAUUGACUGCGAGAUGGUGGGCACUGGGCCCGGUGGGCGCAACAGUGACCUGGCGCGAUGCAGCGUAGUCAGCUACUAUGGCGACGUGAUGUAUGACAAGUACAUCCGUCCCCUGAGCCCCAUCACCAACUACCGGACUCGGUGGAGCGGCAUCAGGCAGCAUCACAUGAGAGAUGCUGUCCCCUUCAAGCUGGCCCAGAGAGAGAUUCUUAAGCUUCUCUCAGGGAAGAUUGUCAUUGGCCACGCAAUCCACAACGACUUCAAAGCCCUCAAAUAUUUCCACCCCAAAUCCUUGACCAGGGACACCUCAAAAAUCCCCCUGCUUAAUCGGAAGGCUGGCUUCCCCGAGAACGAGUCGGCCUCCCUGAAGCGACUCACCAAGCAGCUCCUCCACCGAGACAUUCAGGUUGGUCACAAUGGACACUCCUCGGUGGAAGAUGCCCGGGCCACCAUGGAGCUGUACAAGGUGAUUGAGGUGGAGUGGGAGAGGCAUUUGGCCACCUCCCUCCCUCAGGACGGACCGCUGGGCACCACGUGACGGCCCUUGGCCAAGAACCAGCUGGCCUGGACUUCACGGAGCGAGAGCUGCAGAUGUUGCUGAAGCUUUUGGGGGGGCAGUGGAGGGGAAGAAG